This is a messenger RNA of Papaver somniferum (opium poppy), 2588 nucleotides long. Its product is annotated as probable inactive purple acid phosphatase 27. Bases 427 to 2412 code for a protein of 661 amino acids. The transcript is spliced from 15 exons. Lineage: Eukaryota; Viridiplantae; Streptophyta; Magnoliopsida; Ranunculales; Papaveraceae. Gene Ontology annotation, molecular function: metal ion binding; acid phosphatase activity. The record is from RefSeq and is a predicted model, not a curated record.
CAUGCCAGUUGCUUCAGGAAGCCGUCAAGAUACAUAAUGUUAAACGGCGAGAACGAUGAUAUGUCCGCUGUCUAGUUCCUGCAAGUGUUCCAUCGACGGUCUUUAUGUUUUUCCUUUGGUUGUUGUUUGUUACAGUACAUUGGAAUAAAGUUUUGUCUUGGCAGAUACGGCCGAACGAACGCAAAACCUGGCGCAAUGGAUAGACGGCAAAAUGGCAUCCUAUAAAUAGCUUUGAUUCUUUGAACCAAGUCAACAGAAUAUUUCUAGCCUUGAUGAUAGUUUUGUUAGUUAUGUUUUAAUAACUGACAAAAUCUGGUGAAGAAACCAAACCAAAAUUUCAAUUGCCAUAGAUCUCACCAAAGAAUUAAUCCUAUAAAGAAAGCACCGCAAUUUCAGAGUUUCAGUUGCUAAAUCGAAGUUUCAAAUAUGUCUCAUCUUCCACACAUAAGUUUUCAUUUUCUGUACAGUUUUUCCAUGAUUGCUCUUUUGUUUCAGUUUCCAUCAUUCUCUUGUUCAUCUGUUGAAAUGAUGAAUUCUACAACAGAAUAUUUUCAGCCUUACACCGCCAUUUCAGAGUUUCGAAUGCUAAAUCGAAGAACUUUAUUCGAAUGUCCUGAUCCAAACCCAUUUCUACAAGUUAAUGUCAGUUCUUCAUCUCAGUCGGGACUUUCAAACGAAGAAAACAUAACUGUUACUGUUUCUGGUGUUUUAAUUCCUUUGGAUUCGGAUUGGUUGGCGAUGAUCUCACCAUCAAGUUCCGAUGUCUCUUCUUGUGCUUUAAGUGGAUUGUAUUACGAGCAGACGGGGGAUCUUAGUAAGCUGCCUCUUCUUUGCCAUUAUCCUGUCAAGGCUCAAUAUUUGAGCGCGGAUCCUUCUUAUCUUGGUUGCAAGACAAAAGAAUGCAAAAAGGAAGAUUCGGGUAAAUGUGUACUGCAUACUUGCAGUGGAUCAGUUAUGUUCCAUGUUGUUAAUAUAAGAACAGACAUCGAAUUUGUGUUUUUCGCUGGAGGCUUCGAGACACCGUGCAUUUUAAAAAGGUCAAGCCCUAUGAAAUUCGCUAAUCCAAAUUCUCCUUUGUAUGGUCAUCUCUCCAGCAUUGAUUCAUCCGGGACAUCGAUGAAAUUGACAUGGGUAAGUGGAGAUAAAGAACCUCAACAGGUUCAAUAUGGGGAUGGAAAUUCACAUGCAUCAGAUGCUAAUACGUUUACUCAAAAGGAAAUGUGUAAUUCACCAAUAAAAAGUCCAGCUAUUGAUUUUGGAUGGCAUGACCCUGGUUACAUUCAUUCAGCUGUGAUGACUGACCUUCAACCAUCAACCACCUACUCCUACAGAUAUGGCAGUGAUUCAGUAGGCUGGAGUAAUCAAACAAAAUUCAGGACUCCACCUGCAGGGGGUUCAGACGAACUUAAAUUCCUUGCCUUCGGGGAUAUGGGAAAGGCCCCUCUAGACGGGUCCAUUGAGCACUACAUUCAGCCUGGAUCUCUUUCUGUGGUGGAAGCCAUGGCGAAAGAAGUAGAAUCAGGCAAAGUGGACUCAGUCUUUCAUAUCGGAGACAUAAGCUAUGCCACUGGUUUUCUGGUAGAGUGGGAUUAUUUCCUUAGCCUGAUCCAGCCAGUUGCUUCUCACGUCACCUACAUGACAGCAAUUGGCAACCAUGAGAGAGAUUAUAUAAACUCCGGGUCAGUUUAUAUAACCCCGGAUUCUGGUGGAGAAUGUGGAGUUGCUUAUGAGUCUUAUUUUCCGAUGCCCACAUCUGCGAAAGACAAACCCUGGUACUCAAUCAACCAAGCCAGCAUUCACUUCACUGUUAUCUCAACAGAGCAUCCUUGGACUGAGAACUCUGAGCAGUACGAAUGGAUUGGAAAUGACUUAGCAUCUGUCGAUCGCUCAAAAACACCUUGGGUAAUUUUUACAGGGCACAGACCUAUGUAUUCAUCCUAUCCUGGCAAUGUGGAUGCCAGGUUUACUGAUGCGGUGGAGCCAUUACUACUUAAGAAUAAGGUGGAUCUUGCUUUGUGGGGUCAUGUGCAUAACUAUGAGAGAACCUGUGCUGUCUUUCAAAAAAAUUGUAAAGCCAUGCCUACAAAAGGUGCAGACGGGAUUGACACGUACGAUAAUACCAAUUAUACUGCUCCAGUCCAUGUAGUUAUUGGUACGGCAGGCUUCAAAUUGGACAAGUUUUCUGAGAACCAAAUUUACGAUGGUUGGAGUUUAUCAAGGCAUACUGAAUUCGGAUAUAUUAGAGGGCAUGCUACAAAGGAGGCGUUAAAAAUAGAGUUUGUCAUCUCAAACACAGGAACUGUUGGCGAUAGCUUUGUCAUCAACAACGGAAAGAAGCAACAGAGUAGCUGGAGUAAGAAGUUGCUUCCAGAUAAAAGCUUAAAGGAUAUUUUAGGUGAAAUAAAGUUGUAAUAUGUAGCGAAUUGUGAACACUUUAGGUGUAUGUGUUCAGGCAUAUGUAUAUGUAUGUACCUGGGACAGAGAGAGACCUCCCAUGGUUGUAGUUUGGAUCCUGUAGUAAUUAAUCUUACGGUACACUGGAAAAUCACAGAUGGAUUAUGGGAAUCAAUGUUCUUUGCUUUUUGCAA